Molecule: messenger RNA, 327 nt
Organism: Ramularia collo-cygni
Lineage: Eukaryota; Fungi; Ascomycota; Dothideomycetes; Mycosphaerellales; Mycosphaerellaceae
Exons: 3
Coding region: 1-327 (108 amino acids)
Source: RefSeq, a predicted model, not a curated record
AUGCAGUUCAUCGCCAUCGUCGCCGCCAUCUUCGCCACCUCUGCUGCCGCUCAGUGGACCUGGAACGGCGGUGCCAGCGGAAGCAACGACGAGGGCCGCUACUUCAGCCACUGCACCUGCACCGUCCGCCGCAACGUUGACCAGGGCUUGGGCCAGCAGGCUUGCCAGAACUUGUCCAACCAGUUCYCCAACUUGUACUGGGAUGGCAACGGCUGUGUCGACGCCAACGGCCAGGGUGUUGAGGGCAACGGCAUGGCGAGAGCUUGCCGUGGAGUCGGCGGAGCCGGUCGCAACGCUGACCGCGAUGUUGAUGCCACCUGCUACUAG